AAAUUUUCAAAAGAAACCACCUUCAAAAACUGUGGAAAACCCUCUUUUUCUCUGGAAGUUGUCACUGUUAAUCUCUGUUUCAUUAUCAAAAUCACCACUAAAACCAGAUGCUUAUUUACAUUUCGUUUUGAUCAUUCAAUGAAUUAAAAAGAAGAAGAAAACGAAAAGAACCCCAUCGUCUGCCACCUUUUGAUCAUUCAAGCUAUCAGAUUUUCAAUCCAAUCACAUUGGCUGCCGUUGGAUUUGAUGACGCCGACGUUGCCAUGUAGCCGGCGUUGCUAGAUCCUAGAGGAGCUUCUUUUUUCCUCCUCUUGUUCAACUCCCAUUGGUCAGGCUUCGUUUGUUCCUUUAACGGUUAAUACUUUUGGGUCUUUCUCUGUUUAUUUGUGUUCAAUCUAAUAAGUUUUCACGAGAGAAAAUGAACUCAUCUUCUAGUUUUGGUUUUGGAGGUGAUCUUAGUUCUGGGUUUUCCAAAUCGACCCCGAAUAAUGUCAAUUUUAGUUUCAAUUCGCCUUCUAUGCAAAGAUCAUCGGGAGGCCUUCCGAGGCCAAAGCCUGCCAAAAGUAAAAAGCAAUCGAAUUCCCAUAAUUCGAAAUCUUCAGGCAAGUUAGAAAACCGGGCAGGCCCCGGUUUUAAUCUGUUGCGACACCCUAGCCUUUCUGAUGGGAGUGACUUGGGUGGGAAUUUAUUUUCCAAGCUCUCAAAUGAUAUAACGAAGGUGAACAUUGAGAACUAUUGUUCAAAAGGUGGUUGGAGUAAUAACAAUGAUGACAAUGUAGGUAGUUUUAUUGGUAGUGGUGUGGAAACUGAAAAACUUCGGCACAAGUUCCGGAGCAAAUUGAAUAUUACAGGCAAUGAUGUUGACGAUGGCGCUAAGAAGGAUUUUGCAUUUAAGGCUGGAAAAGGUAAUUUGGUUCGAAGUGUGUCGGAUACGCUUAGUGAUGGGGUUAAGAAUUUGAACAAGAAGGGGUUUGAUGAUAAUAACACCAAGGAGAGUUGUGAAAGCUCUGGUCAGCCUGGUUGGAAAAGGGAUAAGAUAUUAUCAGCUGGAAGAGAGAUGAAGCUGAAUAUUGGGAGUACAAUGGGAGAUUCUACUAGUCAAACAGACAGGGGAUUUACUUUCCAGGCGGCCACAACUAAAGCUCAUAUGGAUAAACCAAAAACUGAUAUUAGACCUGGUGGAGCUGCAGCAUCAACAACUUUGUUUUCAUCUAACACCUUGCCUUUCCAGACUGGUUCAAAUACCUUUGGCAUGACUUCUGAUAAACCAGGAAACAAAGAUGAAUUUUGUUUUACAGCCAAAAAAGAUGCUAUAGAAACAUCCUUUGUAGAAUUCAAAACACCAAAUUCACAGGCAAAUAGAACCUUUGGCUUAAAUAAAAAUUUGGAAUUUGAUGCAAAAAGAGAAAUUGGUACAAGCACAAAAGUCAAGAAAAAGAAGGGUAAAUCGAAGCAGCCUAAACCUGUCCAGUUGUGGCAUGGACCAGAUUUUGUUUCAAGUAAUACUAGCGCUCGUUGUUCAAGAGAACCUUCUGUAACUUCAGAGGAGUCUUUCAGUAUUGAUAACGAAGAUGACUUCAGUGAUAUACAGUCAGCAGUUUCACAUAAUGCAAUAGAUGGAGAUCUUGUUGUUACAGCACAGAGUACGAAUAUAAUAGAAGGUAGGGUGAAAGAUGAACUAAAAGAGGAGGGUUCUGGAAAUGUUUUUGAUGGUGUUGCGGCUGAAGCUACCCAAGAAGAUUCUGUGCAUGGGUCCAAAACUGAGAGCUUUGCAGUUGCAGCAGAGGAUAUUGAUCAAAACAGUGAUAUCGCUCUUAGCUCAGCUGAAACUGAAGUCAGUUCAAGAACAAGUAUCGACAGGCAAGAUAGUGAUGGCCAGAUGUUCUUUAGUUCCCCUUCUAAUUCGGAACAUAUAAGUGGCUUUGACUUCACCUUUGCCGCAUGUCCUUCUGAUAAAAGUCAACCACCACCACCAAGUUGCCACCACAAAAAGAAGAAUUCGGCUAAAAGUGCUUCAUUGCAUAUAUCCCCUAGGCAAGACCUGAAAGCAGAAGUUUCUACUAUGCAAAGCAAGGUUGAAGGAAAUUCCAGGGUGGACAAAGGACCUGAGGAUAAAUGUGAACCUAAUUUGAGCUGUUCAAACACUGCAGCUAUGGAAUCAUGUGAAAAGUGGCGGUUAAGGGGAAAUCAAGCCUAUGCAAAUGGGGAUUCAUCUAAAGCUGAGGAAUAUUAUAUGCAAGGGAUAAGUUGUAUUCCCGCAGGUGAGAAAUCUACAAGCUGUCUUCGUGCAUUGAUGUUGUGCUAUAGCAACCUUGCAGCCACACACAUGUCUCUUGGAAGAAUGAGAGAUGCACUUGGAGAUUGUAUGAUGGCCAUCUCAAUAGAUCCCAACUUUUUGAGGGUUCAACUUAGAGCAGCAAAUUGCUACCUUGCCCUUGGGGAAGUUGAGAAUGCAAUGCGCUAUUUCAGGAAGUGCUUACAGUCUGGAACUGAUGUUUGUGUGGACCGAAAAGUUGCAGUAGAAGCCUCUGAUGGCCUACAAAAAGCUCAGAAAUUGUCUGAAUGCAUGCAUCACUCGGCUCUACUUUUGCAAAGCAAAAUGUCUGAAAAUGCAGAGACUGCUUUGGAAGUAAUUGCUGAGGCCUUGCAAAUAAGCGCGGUUUCGGAUCAAUUACUUGAAAUGAAAGCAGAGGCUUUUUUAAUUCUAGGCAAAUAUGAAGAUGUAAUUCAGCUGUGUGAGCAGACAUUUGAUUCUGCUGAAAAGAAUUCUUCUUCAUUAGAUGUCAUUGGCCAACCGGCCAAUCCAGAUAGUUCUGGCUUCUCGAAGGAUCCUACCUUUAGAACUUGGCGGUGUCACCUGAUCUUCAAAUCUUACUUUCAUCUAGGAAAGCUUGAAGAGGCUAUUGCUUUUCUGGAGAAGCAAGAGGAAUUUCUAUCCACUACAAAUAGGGAUGGAAGAAACAGUUUGGAAUCAUCAAUUCCGUUGGCUGCUACUGUACGUGAGCUCCUAAGCCAUAAGGCUGCAGGGAAUGAAGCAUUUCAAUCAGGCAAAAACUUAGAAGCUGUUGAACAUUAUACUGCGGCUUUAUCUUGCAAUGUGGAGUCACGGCCUUUUGCAGCUAUUUGUUUUUGUAAUCGUGCUGCUGCAUACAAAGCGCAAGGCCAAGUCACUGAUGCUAUUGCUGAUUGCAGUCUCUCCAUAGCACUUGAUGGCAAUUAUUUGAAGGCACUUUCUAGACGUGCCACAUUAUAUGAGAAGAUUAGAGAUUAUAGGAAAGCAACUAAUGAUCUUGAAAGACUUCUUUCUCUUCUCAUGAAGCAAACAUAGAUGAAGACCAAUCAAACUGGAUUAU
Messenger RNA from Hibiscus syriacus, 3353 nucleotides. RefSeq lists its product as uncharacterized. The transcript has 8 exons. Gene Ontology annotation, molecular function: protein binding. The record is from RefSeq and is a predicted model, not a curated record. NCBI's taxonomy places the organism in Eukaryota, Viridiplantae, Streptophyta, Magnoliopsida, Malvales, Malvaceae. Bases 419 to 3328 code for a protein of 969 amino acids.